Messenger RNA from Cornus florida, 2095 nucleotides. RefSeq names its product calcium-dependent protein kinase 1. Gene Ontology annotation, molecular function: calcium-dependent protein serine/threonine kinase activity; calcium/calmodulin-dependent protein kinase activity; calcium ion binding. The record is from RefSeq and is a predicted model, not a curated record. Bases 50 to 1654 code for a protein of 534 amino acids. Gene Ontology annotation, biological process: peptidyl-serine phosphorylation; intracellular signal transduction; protein autophosphorylation. Lineage: Eukaryota; Viridiplantae; Streptophyta; Magnoliopsida; Cornales; Cornaceae. Gene Ontology annotation, cellular component: nucleus; cytoplasm. The transcript is spliced from 8 exons.
AAGCCAUUUGGUUCUUUUCUUAUUUUGACUCAACGAAGACCCAAAAACCAUGGGUAACUGUAAUGGCUUACCCACCUCCGUCCAAAACCGACUCCGCCCCGACGCCGCCGGCGGAGCUGGUGGUUCCGCCUCCCCACCAUAUCCACCAUCCAACGGCCUCAAUAUCCACCCCUCCCAGCCAUCACCACCGGUACCACCACAUCAAAAACCCACAUCCUCCUCUGCCGCCGUCCCCCGCCCGCUCUCCGGCGUCGGACGCGUCCUCGGCCGACCAAUGGAGGACAUCCGCUCCACCUACAUUUUCGGCCGCGAGCUCGGCCGCGGCCAAUUCGGCGUGACCUACCUCGUGACUCACAGAGUCACCAAAGAGGAAUUUGCUUGUAAGUCGAUCGCCACUCGCAAGCUCGUCAAUAAAGACGAUAUCGAGGACGUCCGGCGAGAGGUCCAGAUCAUGCACCAUCUCACCGGCCACCGCAACAUCGUCGAGUUAAAAGGCGCGUACGAGGAUCGCCACUCGGUCAAUUUGCUGAUGGAGCUUUGUGCCGGCGGUGAGCUGUUCGAUCGGAUCAUCGAGAAGGGACACUACUCCGAACGUGCCGCGGCUGAUCUGUGCCGCCAGAUGGUGACUGUUGUGCAUAACUGCCAUUCCAUGGGAGUAAUGCAUAGGGAUUUGAAGCCUGAGAAUUUCUUGCUCUUGAGCAGAGAUGAAAAUUCACCGUUAAAGGCCACUGAUUUUGGUCUUUCAGUGUUCUUCAAACCAGGAGAUGUAUUUAAAGACCUUGUUGGAAGUGCAUAUUAUGUAGCUCCUGAAGUACUCCGUCGAAAUUAUGGAGCUGAGGCUGAUGUUUGGAGUGCUGGGGUGAUCUUAUAUAUAUUGCUCAGUGGGGUCCCACCUUUCUGGGGAGAUAAUGAGCAGGGAAUCUUCAAUGCUGUUUUACGGGGACAUCUUGAAUUUUCAUCCGAUCCUUGGCCAUCCAUUUCUAGUAGUGCCAAAGACCUCGUUAAGAAAAUGCUAAGGGCUGAUCCCAAAGACAGGCUUUCUGCACUGGAAGUAUUAAAUCAUCCAUGGAUGAGAGAAGAUGGUGAUGCAUCUGAUAAACCCAUUGAUAUUGCUGUCUUGACUAGAAUGAAGCAGUUCCGGGCAAUGAACAAACUCAAAAAAGUGGCUCUAAAGGUAAUUGCAGAAAAUCUCUCUGAAGAAGAAAUCAUUGGCUUGAAGGAGAUGUUCAAAUCCAUGGACACGGAUAACAGUGGAACAAUUACUUAUGAAGAGUUGAAAGCUGGUCUUCCAAAACUGGGUACCAAGCUCUCUGAGUCAGAAGUGAGGCAGUUGAUGGAAGCGGCUGAUGUGGAUGGAGAUGGAACAAUUGAUUACAUUGAGUUUAUAACUGCGACUAUGCACAUGAAUCGAAUGGAAAGAGAGGACCACUUAUACACCGCCUUUGAAUAUUUUGACAAGGACAAGAGCGGGUACAUCACAAUGGAAGAAUUGGAGCAUGCCCUUAAGAAGUAUAAUAUGGGUGAUGAGAAAACCAUAAAAGAGAUCAUUGCAGAAGUUGACACAGACAAUGAUGGUAGAAUCAACUACGAUGAGUUUGUAGCCAUGAUGAGGAAAGGCAACCCGGAGUUGGUCACAAAUAGACGUCGCAAAUAGUAUCCAACAUGAUUCCCACAUUUUGCUGAGUCAGGCUCGUGAUUUGUUUCAACUCAGGAUCAAGUGGUGAUUGAGUUCACAACCAGUUCACCCACCUUGAAUCGCCGAAUAGUUCAGCUUUCUGGAAUGGAUUGUGUUUUUGCGUAAAUUUAAAUUUACGUUAUGCACAAAAAUGGCUAGAAUGCCCAAGGUUAGGUGGAUUUUUAGGUUGGUACUUUUUUCCACUCCCCCUCCUCCUCUUCUACUGGUCAGAACCUGAGAUGUUUGAGUGGCUAUAUAACCAAUAACCAUAUAUAAAUUAGGCUACAUUAAAGGUUGUGAGACUGAAAAUGCCAUUUUACCAAAUUGUCCUUCAGUAAGUAGUAAUCAAUAGAAAAUCAACAUGCUUACAUUUUGGUAUUGUGUCACUGUUGAAUGGAAGCUCCUUUUUCUUUAACCAAA